UGGAACAGUCGAAAUUAGUCAACACCAGACACUAGCGAAAAUUCUAUAAUUGCGCAGAAAAUCGGGAAAAAAACAAAUACAAAUGUUUACUAAUACACAGAUAAGCACUAUUAGUUUGUGUGAGUUGCAAACAAUAAAUAACUGAAAGUAAGAUAAAAAGAAAAACGGCUUGCUGAUAGGCGUCACGUAGACGGCGCCCCAGUGCGGUUGAUCGAUAUUCACACACACGUUCAGAACACACACACACACAUAAAUAUAUAGUGAACGAGACGCACACACACAACGAAAUGGAAAACACAAUUUUAGGUGGAGACGAGGGCGAAAAAAUUGCCGCCUCUCAAGAAUUGCAAGCGGUGGACAUAGACAAAGGCAAGGGAAUGUUGAUGGGCGAAGUCAUCAUAGCUACCAAAAGUCCGGAGAUGACCUUGCCACAGCAGCCGCAACAGCAACAACAACAAACGGAAUCAGUUAACAAAGCAGUGCUAGUUGAAAACAAUGUUAAUUCAGCCCGCGGAAAUGCCCCAACAACAAUCAUACAAACAACAACAACAGCAGCAGCAAGUGAGAACCUUAAUAACAACAACAACAACAGCAGCAAGCAACAGCACCAAGAACAACAAAAAGAGGAACAACAAGCACAGCAACAGCAGCCGCCGCCGUCGUCAAGCGCUGGGAAUGCAAUAACAACAACAACAACAGCGAUUACAACAACAGAAUCAGACAGCAACAAUAAGACAGCCGAACGCAAUCACAAGAAGAAGAAAAAAGAUAAGGAACGCGAACGAGAUGAGGAAGAUAAGAAUCGUCACAAUAAUAACAACAACAACAACAGCAUGAGCAGCAGCAAGGAUCGAGAUCGAGAAAAGGAUAGAGAUCGCGAUAGAGGAAAUGGCAGUAGCAGCAGCAGCGGCAGCUCAUCCCGCACCAGCAGCAGCAAGGAUAAAAAGCAUCAUAGAAGUGAUAAGGAUCGUGACAGGGAAAGGGAUAAGGAACGAGAACGGGAGCGGGACCGGGAAAAGAUACCUUCAUCAUCGUCUAGUUCCUCAUCGCAUUCGCAUCGACGCCGCAGCUCCGAUAGCAGUCGGAGUAGUCAAAAUAGUUCGAGUAAGGCCAGCAGCACGAGGGAACAUCAAUCAAAUGCUCAGGAAAUGCUGCAAAUGGCUCUUGUUGCCGCCUUGGAGCAGCAGCAGCAACAAAUCAAAGUGGAGGACAUUAAGCAGGAGCCGCAAGGAGAUUCAUAUGCCAUUAAGACCGAAGAUGGACAUCAAAAAGUGAAUACAAAUGAGAAGGAAAUCAAAAAGGAACUAGUAGGAACAGAGACGCCGGGCAAACCUCUGCUAAAUGGGGAUGCGUCAGCGGUGUUGUCGACCAAGACCCGGGAUGAGGUCACACGUCAAUUAAAUUUCAGUUCUGGCAAGUCCAGUUCGGUAUUGAUGCCCUCGCCGGCACCGAAGACCUCUUCGUCCUCGUCGUCGUCGACAAGCAGCAGCAGUAAUCAUCAUUCCACCUCUUCCAGUCGCAAAUCAUAUUCCUCCUCCUCGUCCUCAUCGUCGAGUAGCCAUCAUAAAAGUAGCUCCUCAUCCUCAUCGUCCUCGUCGCGACAUUCAUCGUCCUCGUCGUCAUCGUCUUCGCGUGACUGUUCCAAAUGCUACAAACGCUCCAAAAUUCGUCGCACGAGUGUCGGAGUUCAGUGCCUCCAACAUGCCCCGACUGCUGGUCCCUGGCAGACAGUGCAGAGCUUACCACCCACACCCAAUCGCCAGGCUCCCGUUGGCUUGGAACAUCUCAAGUAUGGCCAAUACAUUCAAGUUGAGCAAUAUCCCAAUGGUGGGGCCUCCAUUGUCCAUUUGUAUCAGCACGAGAUCGAUGCCCUUCCGCCAGAUGAGAUGGAAGAAUUGGUCGAUGAAUUCUUCAGCGUUUGCUUUGCCGAAGAUGAGCAGGGUUUUGCCCAUCAUGUCAUGGGCAUUGUACAUGAUGCCGCUCGCUAUAUACCCGAUUUGCUGGAGCACAUGGCCGAGAACUAUUCCACAUUGACCGUCAAGGCGGGCGUCUUGGGACGAAAUUCGGACAUUGAGACCUGCACCAUGGCCCAGUACAAUGAGCAGGUUGUUCGAAAUUAUUGCCAGGGCACUUUUCGCUAUGGACCACUGCAUCAGAUCAGUUUGGUGGGCAAAGUACAUGAAGAGGUUGGCGGUUAUUUUCCUGAUCUGCUUGGACGCAUUGAAAUGAAUCCGUUUCUGCGAAAGACCAUGCCCUGGGGUGUCAAAUCAAUAUUACAAACGGAUCCACGUCAAUCGAAUGAUGGACCCAUCUUGUGGAUACGUGCGGGUGAACAACUGGUGCCUACCGCUGAAUUGAACAGUAAAACACCUUUAAAGCGUCAACGAACUCGCAUCAAUGAGCUUCGCAAUUUGCAGUAUUUGCCGCGUUUAUCAGAGGCUCGUGAGACCAUGAUUGAGGAUCGGACCAAGGCGCAUGCCGAUCAUGUGGGCCAUGGACACGAACGCAUUACCACAGCUGCAGUUGGCAUUUUGAAAGCUGUUCACAGUGGUCAAUCCUAUACACAGAAUCGUAUAACCAAAGAUGUGGUUGCCUUUGCCGCUCAAGACUUCAAUACGCUGGUGGAGAUGCUGCAAUUGGAUCUCCAUGAGCCACCCAUAUCGCAGUGUGUUCAGUGGAUUGAGGACGCCAAGCUCAAUCAGCUGCGACGGGAUGGCAUACGAUAUGCACGCAUACAAUUGUGCGAUAAUGAUAUUUACUUUCUGCCACGCAACAUAAUCCAUCAGUUCCGCACUGUAACGGCUGUAACGAGUGUUGCUUGGCAUUUGCGUCUGCGACAGUAUUAUCCCGGCCAGGAGGUGAUCAAUGAGAAGAAUAAUCCAGUUCUGGCUGAGACACCGCACUAUAAGGAGAAGCAAACUAUUCUACCCAAUCCAGUUGGCCAUGACGAGAGUGGCAAAAAAACGCCCUCAAAGCGGACGCAUGAUGGCAAAUUGGCCAAGAGGAAACUCAUCGAUUUGGACGGCAAAGAGCGACGCUCAAGCGAGAGCAGUCUGGACGAUAGCUGCAAUUCACCCAGACAGGAUAGUAGUAGUUCCAGUAGCCAGAGUAGCCCCAAUAGCAAUAGUGCAGAAAGUGGAGGAACACCCAAAAAGAAGUUCAACAAAGACGAUUCCAAAAUUGAUAUGCGCAAAAUGAUUUUGGAGCACAAAUACAAACUGACCAAGUCGGCAGUGAUAAACAGCCAAGAGAAGGACAAGGCCAAACCGAAGAAGGACAAGGAGAAGGAAAAGGAUAAAGAAAGGGAAAAGAUUAAGGAAAAGGAAAGAAACAAGGAAAAGGAGCGAAAAGUAGAAAAUAAUACGCCCAAAAAGAAAGCAGAAAACUCAGUGACAACUGCACCAACUCCAGCAAAGGUUAUACGUCUCACAAAUGACGUCCCAUUAGUGGCAACUCCCACAGUUGCUCCAACUUCCACUGGAGCUCAACCCUUGCCCUUGCCUUUGCCUCUGCCAACUCCUUCUCUUGCCAUUUUACCGGGAUUGCCGCCGCCAUUAGUGCCUCAGACGAGUUUCAUUCACCGCUUGAAUCAAAAGGAACCCGAAAUCAAAAUUCAAGUAAAAAUCGUAUCCGAUGAGCCGACGACGACGACCUCUAUGACUACAACAAGCAAAAGUGAUAUCAACAAUAUAAAUAAUACAAAUAACACCUCCAUUACCAACACCACCACCACCACCACAACAACACCGCCUGCCGAAUCCCCUGCUAAUCCCGAAGUCGAAGAUGUGGGCCAAGAGCUGAUUGUGGAGAGCACACCUCAACUGGACGUGGACCAUGAGGAAGAGGUCACCGAGGUGUGUGCCGAGGAAAUUGUGGAAACGAAUCCAAUACCCUUGCAAGAGGCUCCAGUACCUGAGCAACCACCACUUCCUCAAGCCACCCCAGCAGCAGCUCCGCUUGUUAUCCCUCUUACUCCUCCAGUUGCUGCUUCUGCUGCUGCCCCUCAGAUUGUUAAAGUUGUCCUGCCUGCUGCUGCAUUAACUCCAAUUGGUAGAAUGUCAGUGCUAAUGCCCCCGCUGCCACCAUUGCCUCCAUCAAGGGUAACCGCUCCACCACCUCCCCCACCACCCUUCUCCAACAACAGCAGCCCACUGAAACCCACCUAUAAAACAUUCAGUUUGCCACCACACAAGAUAAUUAUUGCGGGAGCAACGACCAAUUCGGCCAACAGAAUAACAAAAACGACAACCACACCAGUGGAUCUUUUGGGUUCCAUCAUGGCCAGCAUGGAUAAACCAGCCGUUACCACCACCACCAACACCUCAUCAUCAUCGUCAUCAUCAGCAACCUCGGCAACAACGAAUACAUCGCUAAACUCUUAUGCCAAGUCCAAUAAUAGUUAUUGAGUGACACAAGAGCUGAGCUGCGAGAGGCUCCCUUCUACUUGUUUGUACAUUAAAUGAAUUGAGAAUCCUCCUCCUUGGGCGAUGUCGUCUAACGCAAAGCCCCAGAAAGAGAUCAAUAGAGAUACAGAGAGAGAGCUCAAAACUCCUCGCCCAACCAAACAGUUGGUGGGGAACGUUUACACUAGGAAAGAUAUUGUAAUCACUUUAUAUAUAUAGACAUUUAGUACAAGAAAGUUUGAUAGAAAUUUACAAUAGAAAAACGAGUAGAUCAACAGACACCCAACAGGACAUUAAGUCACAAAAUAUUUCAAAAUUUAAAAAGUCUCUUGAAUUGAUUUAGCCCUUCAUUUCGCUUUAAGUUUGAAAAUCCAAAAAUAAUAUUUCGAUCUCUAUUAUUUUUUUUUUUCGGUUUAUAAUCCUUUUUUUAAGAUUAAGUUUUUCAAUAACGAUUAUCUAAUAGUCGUUUGGAUGUUAUACACAUAGAAUGUAUAUUAAUCCCAAUCGCAAAAUCCUACAGAUUACAUUAUUCAUAAGUUUGAAGUAUUUUCGAACCAAUUUGCAACAGAUAAUUAUAAGUAGGUAGGAUCAUAAGAACUUAAUUAAGCGAAAAGUUUUGCAUCCCAAUUGAUUCUAAGACUUGGUCUCAAUGGAAUCGAAGAAGCAUAUCCAUCGUAGGCAGUAGAAAUUGCUUCUAAAAGCCAUUAAUAUUUGGCAGUUAUCAUUAUUUAUAGGUUCUUUACAAUUCUU
This is a messenger RNA of Drosophila willistoni, 5153 nucleotides long. RefSeq lists its product as uncharacterized. Gene Ontology annotation, cellular component: nucleus. NCBI's taxonomy places the organism in Eukaryota, Metazoa, Arthropoda, Insecta, Diptera, Drosophilidae. The record is from RefSeq and is a predicted model, not a curated record. The coding region runs from base 288 to 4406 and encodes 1372 amino acids. The transcript has 8 exons.